AUGGCAUCUGUGCCUCCUCAUCGUGCUGAGUCGCUGGCUCGUUCCUUCGACAACGCAAACCUGGACGGCAACUGCACAUUGGAGGAAGCCAUCGCCCACACCGACGGCAUGAAGAUCCUUUACCUGGAGAAGCCAAUGGUGGUGAACAAGGAGCCCGGUUCCAUUAAGCUAGGCGAUUUGCCAGCUAAAAUGGAAAUCACCGACUCCGUGAAAAAGAAGACGCAGUUCCUCGAUGUCAUUGCUGACCACGAAGGGCCUAUUGACUUGAAUGCGGUAGAGACAAUGUUCCUUCAACAACGGUAUGCCGACCUACCCGAGCCCGUGCGCAUGAAGGGGAACUUCCAGGCCCCCUACAACAUGCAGAUUUUCAUCAUCCCCAAGGAAGGGGGCAAGAAAGACAUCAUUAAGCACAUCAAAUUCCUAGAAGGUGCAAAGGUCCUCCACAGCUCCAUCAUCUCUAUGUGCCAGGGCGUUCCACUCGAGAUCGACUUGCAGGGCAAGUACCGCGAUGGUGGUCGAGGACUACAGUACAUGCUCGAGGGGCUGGGCGGCUUCCAGGUCCGCUACCAGAAGCUCGUGUCCGCCGGUGCCUCGAGCAAAAUGCCCAAAGAGACGGAGGACAUCCGCAAGGGCUUCGCCUAUAUCCGUCAGUUUGGCCCGGAAGAAAACUCCGACGGGCAAUUCACAGUGUGGACGGAGGAGCAGGUCAACGAUCCGAACGGCCCGCUCCACAAGUGGGACAAGGGGACCAUCAAGGAGUUCCUGAGGUGCCUCGCGGACCAAGGCUCUCAAGCUAAUACGAUCAAGGAGUGGCCUCUCACCUUCAAGAGCAUCACGCCGUGGGCUUUGAACACUAUCCUUGCACCGAUUCUUCCUCAUGUGAUGUCCCACUCCGUUAUCUGGAUUGGCAAGUCUCAGGUGGGUAAAAGCCCGGUGUCCUACACCCUCUCAUCUGUGGUGUCCGCAUAUUGGUUGAUUCAGGAAGAGAAGGAGGGCAGCCCUUGCUUUCAGACAUGCAACCACCUCGACUACUUCCGCAAGGAGAAGGGCAGGCGGACGAAACCGAGGGUGUUUGAUGAUGGCAACCUCAACCUGGAGCAUCCCGCAGGUGUUAAGGCAGUGACGGAGGUGGACGGCGUCGACAGGAAGACAAUGGCAAGAUACAACGCGUCCUCGUACGCGAAGAAUCAGCUAUGCCAGAUUUGCAGUAAUCCCUAUGACAGGACUGCAGAGCCGCCGAUGGACGCCAAUUCGACUCAGGACACCGUGACCUUCGAGCAGUUCUACAAGAUCGUGCGCCCCUCCUUCCACAGGGACUUCGAUGAAGAGGACCUUGUCGGUGUCUUCAAGCGAUCCACCUUCAUCGUCUUCACCGAUGUGGGCAUGUACGUACGUGUGCCAGGCACAGACCGCAAACCCGUUCCCCGGUAUGCCUGGCCAGAGCGGGAUAUUGGCAUGAUCUCUCCAUCUGCCCGACCCCUUUUGGCUGCCUACAAGCGCGGUAACCUCUCUCACUUGCCGGCAGAUCAUGACAAAGACAUGCAGUGGAGUUUGAACUUGCUGCAGGCUGCGCUGGAUGGCGAGGAGGAAGGGAUUGAAGAUCGACCAACACUCGCGGGCAUUGAGGGCAAGACCAAGUACUACCUGGAUGCUGGCGCUGCCGUCGACGAGCCGCCCACUAAGAAGCUUCGAUCUGUGAAGUCCUCUUCCAACUUGCUCAAGGAGAUCAAGAACGAGAAUGCGCAGGAUGCCAAAGACGAGCCGAAGGACGAGGAUGAGCAGAAAACAAAAGAAGAACAGAAGGAGAACGAAGAUGCGCAGGAUGCCAAAGACGAGCCGAAGGACGAGGAUGAGCAGAAAACAAAAGAAGAAGAGAAGGAUGAGGACGUGCAGGGUAUCAAAGAAGAACCAGAGGAGACGCAUAAGGUGCACAUCAAGCAAGAGCCAGUGGAUCCCUCCUACUUUUCCAAGCCAUUGAGCCUGCGCCCUCUGGUGAUCAACCUGUCAGACACGUCUGAGGAUGCAAGUGACCCAGCCUCUGCUGCACCGGCUGCGGCUGAUGCGGUGGACCCUGUGGAGAAGCUUUCUGACCCUACAGCUCCUCCAGCAGCCGAUGUGGUGGAUGAGACCAAGGUCCUUGUGCCUUUGCCGGCUUCUUCUCCUGAUGUGGUGGACCCUAUGGACGAGAUUCCCGACCAGUAUGACAUCGAGGCAUACCGAACCCUUUCCCAAGAACUCGCGGAUGCCAUGGACAUUGACGACAACUGA
Messenger RNA from Effrenium voratum, 2268 nucleotides. Lineage: Eukaryota; Dinophyceae; Suessiales; Symbiodiniaceae. The record is from the annotation of a GenBank genome assembly.